AUGAAGAAAGGCCCAUUGGGCCAGAAUCAGCUACAGGUACACCUAUACACAUACACCUACACCAUCUUGUUUCCUCCUUCUCUCCCCGAAACGAAGAAGAACCAAGUUCUUCAGGAGCCGAUCAUGAUUAGCGUUCUAGCUCAGGAGCGGUUGCUGGGGGCCGCACUCGGAAGCAUAUUCACUGGAAUGGUAGUAUUCGAGCAGCGAAGAAGCAUUUAUAAGUCCAUUUCAGAUACUCAGCCUCAAUUAAACUCCCAAUUUCAGGUAAUUUCUUCUCUUUCUCUUUUUAUUUAUUCGUAUUGUGUCGUAGUUUAGGUUUAUGAAACCCUA
Messenger RNA from Cannabis sativa, 330 nucleotides. RefSeq lists its product as uncharacterized. The record is from RefSeq and is a predicted model, not a curated record. The coding region runs from base 1 to 315 and encodes 104 amino acids. NCBI's taxonomy places the organism in Eukaryota, Viridiplantae, Streptophyta, Magnoliopsida, Rosales, Cannabaceae. The transcript has 2 exons.